AAAUCUUAACCGGAGGAGCACCAGGGCAUGCCGUCACAACUUCAACUUGGUGAUUUACCCCUCACAGCACAGCGGGAAAGCUGCCGUCUCUCCAUCUAAUGCUCUGUACAUUCGCAACAUUCCCAUCACCGUCCCACGGGCGCAGGUGGAGGAGUUUUUGUCGGCGUUCGGCACCCUCACUUACUGUGCGAUGCGUGAGGAUCACUACGGCAAUCCUGUGUGGGUUGUAUACGCCGAGUACGACUGCCUAGAGUGUUCCAAGAACGCCCUCCUGAGGCUGCAUGGUAGUUCGGAACACUUUACUGGUCCCCCAGUGAUGGUCAAAUAUGCUGACAACGAUGAAGCCAAACAAGAGCGCCGUCGCCGUCGCGAAGAGGGCAAAGUUUCCCGUGCACCACCUCCACGUAGUGUCUGUGUCUUCCCACCAACACGUCACGUUGCAACGCCGGAGUUGCACCAGAGCAACUAUGUGGAUGCUCCCGCAACGGUCUCCAACACCAGCAGCCUAAGUGCUGCUGCGUGCCCUUGUGAUUUUACGCGUUCUCGGGAUUCGGCGGCGUGUUCUGUAGGUCCUGCCCAGUGUAGCGACACCUCGUCAACUGCAUCGUCGGUCAGAAAAGUGGCAGAUAAUGUGUUCACAUCCCCGGCGCCUCCACUGAUGGAUACCGCGCUGCCGCCGCCCGUAUUUGCUGCAACUCACCAAUCCCGACAGCCUCCAAAAUACCCAGGGGAACCUCCUUGCGAGGUGGUUCCAGCAAGGCCGUCAAUGAUGCGUCGAUCAAGUUGCAACAAUGAUGGCCAACCUGUUCUCAUUAUGUUGGAAAAUGGACAGCAGUUGCUGCUUGCCUCUAACGCGGUUAAUGUGCGUCCAUCGGACUUUGCGCCUCCUUCAACCCCUGCUUUCUUGUGGCCGUCGCUUGACAUGAUGUACACUUCACCGCCACCGAUGCCGCAGCCUUUUACAGUUGUCCAGUUUCCCUGA
Trypanosoma conorhini is the source of this 982-nucleotide messenger RNA. RefSeq names its product RNA-binding protein. Gene Ontology annotation, molecular function: RNA binding. The record is from RefSeq and is a predicted model, not a curated record. The transcript has a single exon. The annotation marks the transcript as partial. Lineage: Eukaryota; Euglenozoa; Kinetoplastea; Trypanosomatida; Trypanosomatidae.